CAUACCAUGAUGGAUAACAUGUCUUAUCCUGUGAUACUGACUCUCAUGGUGCCCAGAGACUCAAAAUCAUAUAGACAUGUGUAUUUUAUUUGCUUUCUUGCCUUAUAUGUGCUUAUAUUGUCAAUUAAUAUCCGUCUUGUUAUGGUCAUCAUCAUGGAAAAAGCACUUCAUGAACCGAUGUACAUUUUCUUGUCUCAUCUGUGUGUAAAUGGGGUUUAUGGAGCCUCGGGAUUCUACCCUAAAUUUCUGUCUGAUUUAAUAUUGGAUUCAUAUGUGAUCUCCUCUCACAUGUGUGCUCUGCAGAUCUUUGUUAUUUACAGCUCUUUACUGUGUGAGUUUACAAUAUUAACAGUGAUGUCUUAUGAUAGAUAUGUAGCCAUAUGCAAACCUUUAGACUAUCAUUCCAAAUUAACUAAAUUCACCUGUGUGAAAUUAAUUCUGUUUUCAUGGAUUGUACCCUCUAUUUCUGUAUUCACUGCCACUCUGUUAUCAAAUUUGAAUCCAUUUUGUGCUUAUCAUGUAGAUAAAUUAUAUUGUGACAACUGGUCAGUUGUAAAACUGUCUUGUGCAUCAUCUUUUGUAAAUAAUGUCUAUGGAUAUAUUGUUGCUGUUAUAUUUGUUAGCUUUGUAGUUAUCAUCAUAGUGUCCUAUAUUAAACUGAUCUCUGCAUGUAAAGCAUCUUUAGAAAACAGAAGGAAAUUCUGGCAAACGUGUCUGCCACACAUUUUAUUACUGAUAAAUUUCACUUUUGCUGUGUUAUUUGAUAUAAUGUAUAGCAGAUAUGGUUCAAAUGAUAUUCCAGAGAGUCUGCGUUAUUUUUUGGCUUUAGAAUUAGUCAUAGUCCCACCUGUUUUUAAUCCACUAAUCUAUGGGUUAAAUAUUAGAGCAGUGCGCCAAAGAGUUUUUACUUCAUGUGUUGCAUCAAGAGUAAAUGUUUCACGUGCACCAAGAAGAUGUAAAACAUAA
Rhinichthys klamathensis goyatoka is the source of this 966-nucleotide messenger RNA. RefSeq names its product olfactory receptor 52D1-like. The transcript has a single exon. The coding region runs from base 7 to 966 and encodes 319 amino acids. Gene Ontology annotation, cellular component: membrane. Gene Ontology annotation, molecular function: G protein-coupled receptor activity; olfactory receptor activity. Lineage: Eukaryota; Metazoa; Chordata; Actinopteri; Cypriniformes; Leuciscidae. Gene Ontology annotation, biological process: G protein-coupled receptor signaling pathway. The record is from RefSeq and is a predicted model, not a curated record.